This is a messenger RNA of Linnemannia hyalina, 2985 nucleotides long. The record is from the annotation of a GenBank genome assembly. Lineage: Eukaryota; Fungi; Mortierellomycota; Mortierellomycetes; Mortierellales; Mortierellaceae.
AUGACGGUCAAGAAGAUUCUCUCGAGGCGUUCUUUGGGAAAACAGGAGGACAAGGAUUACCGACGCCAAAGAUCCAUUCGUAUGAAAUCACUCCCGGAUGAAGAUGCGGGUGUUGUCUUUUGGGAAGACUUCUGCGACCUUCAUGACUGGCCCAAGACGCCAACCACCGCAAACAUACACAGAUAUAUUGAAGUGUUUGUAAACGAUGAGGAAAAGAAGAUCAAUCGGAGACGGGGCUUGACCAAGGGCGACAAGGGUUAUCUCAGCGGUCAUGACUUAUUCAUCAAGCCGGUCUUACGGUUCAAGGCUCGGCUUUUAACCGCUCAGAACGCGGCGGCGAAUCCUGCUGUUGUGGUUCACGCGUCACCACCACCAAAAAAGCCAUCGGAUGGCAACGGCCAAGCAGACGAUACACCCUGGGUUUCAACAAGCUCUAACAACAACAGCAACAACAACGACAAUAACAAGAGACCUAUGUCCGCAUCUAAGGAGAGUCAGCCCGACAUAUUUGCUAUCGCGGAAAUCGCCUGGCUCGUUUCCAGGUUCUUGGACGCCGUAGAUCUUGGUCGACUUUGUCAAACCAGCAAAGGCCUCCAAAAUGUCUUUCACUCUAUACUCUGGUACCAUUACGUCUUUACGGAAGACGACUGCCUAACGGAGGCUCUUGAUCGGAACAUGGCGUACCUGCGUUCACUUGACCUGGAGGUUGGUCUCUCGGAUCCCGAACUUUUCAAGGUCUUUGGACGAUGCGAUUCACUUACCCGACUACACGUCUGCGCCGAUGACGAUGAUUUGGACGACUUUUGCGAUGACCGCAACAAGAAGAAGUACUUGCAUCCAUUGAUUUCAACUAUUGGUCGACAACACCAUCUGACGCAACUGGAGCUCAAUACCCUGCUUGUGUGGCGAUAUCCAGAGACUUUCUUGCCAGCGUUCCUGGCCUUGCAACAAUUGCAACUACUGCGUGUCUACAUGUCCGUUAAAGGUCCAACGAUUCCCACGGCUCUCCAGAUGGUUAUGGACCUACUGAACAAGCAUCCGCGACUGGAGGCGAUUCUUUUUGGAGAUUGGUGCUGCAGUGAAGAUUCCGAUGACGAACGCAGUUAUUAUUCGGAUGAGGAUCACAGUCAUUUUUCUGACGGGGAUGAGGACGAGGAUGAAAUAGGAAAUCAGGAGAUGGAUACUUUCAACGAGCUUGAGCGUCAGUUGAGGGCAGAUGGAUAUCCUAUGAUUACCAAGUUGGAGCUACCUCCCCGCCAGUAUCGCCCUUAUCCAGCUACCUUUUUAGAGCCCCUUUUCCGCUCUGGCCUACCCAACCUUCGAUCUCUCAGACUUCCUAGAGCAGAAACAACCACGGCCAGGGACCUUGGCCUUGUCAUUCGAUCGGGAUGUCCAAAACUACAGCAUUUCACUUUCUCACCUGGAACCGACAAUUGUGACGCCUUCCCUGAGAUAUACAAUGUUCUCGAAAACUGUAACGCGCUUUCAUCGAUAUCGGUUACGUGUGCCUCAAUGCUCAACAAACGAUAUUUCUGCCCGCAUGCUGAUACCCUAACGGUCCUGAUCCUGCCAUCUUUCAAGACGAUCUCGAGCGCGAUUCUCCACCAGGUUCUGUUGCGGUGCAGUGCGCUGAAGGUUCUCCGUCUCGAGAAGGGGUUUUCCGGUUAUGCCACGGCCUAUAAGGACAUCGAUUUCAAGACCGGACGAUGGAGCUGCGCGGGUUUAGAGGUCCUGUGGCUGUUUGACUGUGUAUUUUUUGGACCACGACGUGUGGGAUCACCUUCGCAAGGCUACAAGGACUACACGGAAUCGAGAAGGCACUUUUGGACUCAAGUCGGACAUUUAUCGAAACUGCAAGAGCUUGUAAUCGGUAGUACGAAGGCGGCUAGCACUUCAGACGUGUACUGGACAAAGGAGCUGAGGCUUGGAGGUCCGAUUAAAAAAGGGCAAGACGAGAAGGACGACAGUCGCGCGGCGGAGGAAAAUCCGGGACUGUUGCACCUGCUGCGUGGACUCAGGAACCUACGUGUUCUACGAGUGCGGACUGACAAAUGGCCGCGGUGGGUCUUGCCAGACCAAGCCGAGGUGGAGUUUAUGGAACUGAAUUGGCCGUGUCUCCGCGAGUUUUCGUAUGUCAACAGUCACCAUGGCGCUAAUGGAUGGUUGCUUGAGAAUGAACCUCAAUGGAAAUGGCUCAAGCUCCGUCGGCCGGGACUUGUGGUCAAAGGAUGUCAUCGGUGUCGAAUCCAUAAGAAUAUUAUGGAUGACAACGCAGGCCAUGAUCUUUUGAUUGAGGCAUCGCAUGUACCGGAGCUCGCAUGUUCAGUUACUUUUGGCAAUGACUUGAGCAUUAAUACCCUUUUCUGGGUUCAGGGUUCUGGCUCAGGCCUGAAGGAUAGCUCGACCAAACUUGAGUGCUUUGAGUUUCCAGGGUGGAUAGGUCUCGAAUCGAUCAAGGCGUACGUUUCUCGAGUGCGGAGGUGCCUGCUGAAUGACGAAUCAAGGCGGGUCCUUGACGAGAGUCUUCCGCAGGAUGCACUCGACAUGCUGUUCGACAAGUUUGUGGACCGCUAUCGACCAGCCAUCGUUCCCGUUCGAGAAAAUCGUGGAGCACAGCGAUCAUGGCUCAUGGAAGACACUCAUCAAGGACACGGAAGACAAGCUCGUUGCAUGGGAGCACAGGACCAUCAAAGGCGCUGCUUUCGGCGCGAACACACGCUCGAAGUCGACAGCGUCAAUGCAUCAUUGGUAGAAUGUGCAUUUGGUCGGAUCAAGAUCGUCAACCAUCACGCCGUCACCGUUGUCGGCGAGCACUUCGUUUUCAAGACGGUGGAGAACUACUUCACCGCGACGGACCCAGGUUUUCAAACGGCUCUCAAGGAGUUGAUGGAUCGGACGGACGCAGCCACUCAGGGAAACAUCUUCGAGCGGUACAUGAUGACCGUUUUCAGCGAGACAUUCAAAUCGCGACGUCUCUCUGAUUGA